GCCCAUGGAACCGCACACGCUUCCCUGUCUGCUUUGAUCCCGCAGCGCGUGUUGUAGUAACACAUGUUUCUAGGGGGCGUGGCCAAACUCCGGCGGGGUGUUAAAUACUGCCCAUGCGCGCGCACAGCUGACACAGGAGGACUCUUCACACUGACUGCACCUAUCCAUCUUCAAAAGCUCCUCAUCAGCUCCUAAAAAGGAUUUUCAUCAGAUCUUCAAAAGCUCUUCAAAAGCUCCUCAUCAGCUCUUCAUCAGAUCUUGAAUAGCUCAUCAGCUCUUCGAAAGCUCUUCAUCAGCAGUUCAUCAAAUCUUUUAUCAGCUCUUUAACGGCUCUUCUUUCUAUCAGCUCUUCUAGGCUUUUCUUCAAGUACCCACCAAAUAUUUAAGAAACUCUUCAUCAACUGUCCAUCAUCUCUUCAUCAGCUGCUCAUCAGAUUCUUAGGUAGCUCUCGAUCAGAUCCUUGUCAGCUCUUCAUCAGAUCUUUAAUUAUCUCUUAAGCAGAUCUUUAGUUACCUCCUUGUCAGGUCUUUAAUUAGCUCUUCAUCAGCUCAUCAUCUCUUUGUUAGCUCUUCACUAGAUCUUUAAGCAGUUGUUUAUUAGCUGUUCAGCAGGUCUGUGUUAGAUCUUCAUUAGCUCUCUAAACAGCUCUUCAUCAGCUCUUCAACAGCUCUUCAUCAGACUUUCAGUUGACCUUUAACCUCCUGAGGAGUUUGAAUGGAGACGGUUUCUGAACUUUCACCGGUAUCAGAGCUCUCCACCUGCAUGCAGAGCCUCCUCUCCCAGCACAGUAGUUUGAGUCCUGAGGGUGAAGUGUCUCUGGAGCUGAAGAGUCCUGAGAGAAAGCACACAGACCAGAGAAACCAACUACCAGAGACGCCAACAGUCAGCAGGAGGACACCUCAGAGUAAAAUGUCCUCACCCCAGUGGCCAUCAUUAAAACUGCGGUGGCGGCAUGCCAGGCGUAUACGAGGAGAUGAUGAUGAUGAAGGUGAUGAAGAUGGGAAGGAGAAUGAGAGUGCACACACUCGCAAGCGAGUGCGGGUGAAGCUGUUCAGCAGGUCCAGUCCUGACUCUGAGGAGGAGGUGCGGAGCAAAGUGAAGAGACCCAAUCACAGCUCUCCACAAGAGGGCGCUGUUCACCACAGCCAACCACAAUCACCUGAUCCAGAGUCGGUUGCACUCUUCCAAAGACUGAGGUCCAGGAGGAAAUCUGCUCACACACACAUCCCUGAGCCAACCGUCACUGACCAGCACCUGAUUGGAGACUUCAGUAAGCAUCAUGUGCUUCCUGUGGAGCGUGUGGGUUAUCAGGAGCUUCAUUGUGUUUCUGCUCAGACUGUGGCGGGUCUGAUCACUGCUCAGUUCAGCGCUGUGGUGGAAGAUUUCCUCAUCAUAGACUGUCGGUACCCAUACGAGUUUAAAGGAGGACACAUUAAGGGAGCGGUGAACCUGUACACUGAGCAUCAGAUCCACCAAGCCUUCCUCCAGAGCUUCUCCAACUUCCAGACUUCUCCAGGAGCUCAGCAGGACCCUCGUAGUCCAGAGGCGGGCGCUGUGGGGGGAGUGCAGGGUCCGGGCAGUGGUGGAUCCCGGUCAUCAGCAGUAUCAGGAGAGAUUAAAGAUGGAGGAUCAUCAUCUCCCAGGAAGCUGAUCGUUUUCCACUGCGAGUUUUCAUCAGAGAGAGGACCACGCCUGUGUCAGUAUCUGAGGGAGCUGGAUCGAGCUGUAAAUACUCAGAAUUAUCCUCUACUGCUCUAUCCUGAACUCUACCUGCUGCAGGGAGGAUACAAACACUUCUACACACACUACCCGGAUCUGUGUGAUCCCUGCAAUUAUGUCCCCAUGCGUCAUCAGGACUUCAGGGAGCAGCUUCAACGAUUCAGCAGGAAAAAGAAUCCGCAUCACAGCAGACGGCCAAUCAGAUCACAGCAGAGGACGGCACGAUUUUAACAGUGACCAUCAGUCGGCCUUGUCCCCAUCCCAUCACAUUGCAUCAUCACAUCAUAUUACAUUAUAGCUGUGUGUGCAGUGUCUGCUCUGUACUGUAGUGCUUCUGACAGACCUCACCUAAUAAAGCUGAACGUGAUGCUCUA
Messenger RNA from Astyanax mexicanus (Mexican tetra), 2094 nucleotides. It is a transcript of the gene cdc25d, whose product is annotated as cell division cycle 25 homolog d. NCBI's taxonomy places the organism in Eukaryota, Metazoa, Chordata, Actinopteri, Characiformes, Acestrorhamphidae. The transcript is spliced from 13 exons. The record is from RefSeq and is a predicted model, not a curated record. Gene Ontology annotation, biological process: positive regulation of G2/MI transition of meiotic cell cycle; protein dephosphorylation; G2/M transition of mitotic cell cycle. Bases 716 to 1951 code for a protein of 411 amino acids. Gene Ontology annotation, cellular component: nucleus; cytoplasm. Gene Ontology annotation, molecular function: protein tyrosine phosphatase activity.